Molecule: messenger RNA, 1600 nt
Organism: Erigeron canadensis
Lineage: Eukaryota; Viridiplantae; Streptophyta; Magnoliopsida; Asterales; Asteraceae
Product: protein IQ-DOMAIN 2-like
Exons: 6
Coding region: 136-1392 (418 amino acids)
Molecular function (GO): protein binding
Source: RefSeq, a predicted model, not a curated record
UCUUUGCCUUCCUGCCUUCUAAAAAUUCACCCAAGAUCUAGUUUUUCUUUUUCAAACAAACACACACACCUACAUUUGUAAAAAACCAAUUUAAGAAACACUUAAAGAUCCCAACUUUAUUCAUUAUCAAGUGUAAUGGGGAAGAAAGGAGGCUGGUUUUCUUCAAUUAAGAGGACUUUGAGUCCAAGCUCGAAAAAAAGACAGAAAUCUUUGGAGGAACAUCAUGCAGUGCCUGAUACACCAAAUCUAGAAAAUGCCGGUGGUUCUUGUGAUUCUCAUUCUUUUCUGCCACCAGUGGACGUGAAACCGAUUGUGGUGGAAAAUGAGCAACCACAACAUACUUAUUCUGUUGCAGAUGCCAGUGUUGCCACUACAUCAACAGCAGUAACAGCCACCACUUCACGAUAUUCAGGAAAGUCAAAGGAGGAACUUGCAGCCACCAGGAUUCAGACUGCUUUUCGCGGUUACUUGGCAAGAAGGGCAUUAUGGGGUUUAAGAGGGCUUGUUAGAUUGAAAGCAGUGGUUGAAGGGACUAAUGUCAAACGGCAAACGGCCAACACCCUCAAAUGCGCAAAAAGUUUAUCCCAUUUGCAGUCCCAGAUCAAUUCUAGAAGAAUCCGGAUGUCAGAGGAGAACCAAGCUCUUCAAAAACAACUUAUUCGAGCUAAAGAGCUUGAAAACAUGCAGAAUGGAGAUGAGUGGAACGACAGUGUGCAGUCUAAGGAAGAGAUGGAAGCAAAACUUCUAAAUAAAUACGAGGCUACUAUGCGUAGAGAACGGGCCAUGGCUUAUUCCUUUUCUCAUCAGCAACCUUGGAAGAAAUCCACAGGAACAACAAACAUGCUUUUCAUGGACCCGACCAAUCCUCAAUGGGGUUGGAGCUGGUCAGAGCGAUAUGUGCCUCGAGGUGAAAAAGAUUCAGGAAAUGAUCAAACGUCCAAUAAAAGUGGUAUCAAUAUUACUAGGAGCGAAAUUGCAAAGUCUUACGCUCGACACCAACUCAAUUCGGCCCCUUCAACUCCUCGGUCAAAAGCUGGUGGUCCUGUUGCAUCACGUAAACCAAAGCCCAAUCCUAGCCCACAAGCUCACGGUUCAGGGCUCGAGGCUAACCUGGACGAUGACUCAAAAAGCGUUGUCAGUGUUCAAUCUGAAAGAAAUAGAAGGCACAGUGUUGGAGGGUCUAUGGUGAAGAAUGGUGAGAGUUUGCCUAGUUCUCCUGCUGCCCGUAAACGUAUGGUGCUUGCUAAGUCAUCAGCAAAGGCAAAACCACGAGAGGAGGGCCUAUCAGAGAGCGGUGAUGAUGGCAGGAACACAGCAGUGGGUUCGGGUGGAAAUGUGAAGAAACAACUUACUUAUCCAAAGCGGCAUUCCGGGCCACCAAAGGUUGAAUGAUCUAUCUUUUGUACUUAAAAAGGGUUCAAAAUAAGGAAAAUAUUUGGAAAAAAUGGAUAGUCAUUCAAAUGAUAUUUUUUGAAAUGUGUAAUUGGGAGGGAAAUCACUCGAGUUAUAUGCAUAUGUGUAUUGUAAAUCAUUAUUUAUUUACGUAAUUGUAUGAAAAUUUAUGUAAUUAUUGCUCAUAUGCUACAUUGCUUUUUGUGUA